Cutaneotrichosporon oleaginosum is the source of this 1225-nucleotide messenger RNA. RefSeq lists its product as uncharacterized. Lineage: Eukaryota; Fungi; Basidiomycota; Tremellomycetes; Trichosporonales; Trichosporonaceae. Gene Ontology annotation, molecular function: 1-alkyl-2-acetylglycerophosphocholine esterase activity. The record is from RefSeq and is a predicted model, not a curated record.
CGCCCAUCUCAUCAUGUACAUUCCCAUCUUGAGCUCGACGUUUCCCGAGCCCCGCCCCGGCCCCCACGCAACAGGAUACGCCGUCGCCCGCAUCCCCGUCGCCCCGGGCGAGCGGUACGUCGGUGGCCCAAAGCUCAAAACGGGCGCCCCCGCUCUUUCGCUCACCGAAUCCGUCCUGGCCAUCUACUACCCGACACCGCCCCGCCCCCUAGCAGCCGGCGUGCCAUGGGUGCCCGAGCCCCUCGCGGGCGCUGUCGCAGGCUACGCGACGUACCUCCGCAAGAACUUUGGCUCGUGGAGCGCAUGGGCGCUCGGCCUCGUCCUCGGGCGCGUCCGCAUGCCCGUGCACGCCGCUGCGCCCCCAUCGGCCGGUAGGUUCCCACUCGUCCUCUUCUCCCACGGCCUUGUCGGCACGCGUAACACGUACUCCCACUUCUGCUCGUCGCUUGCGAGCGAGGGGUAUGUCGUCGUCGCGCUGGAGCACGCAGACGGCUCGGGGCCGUGCGUGAUUCGAGAAGGCGAGGAGCGGCUGUUCACCCGUUUGGGUCAGACAGACCUCUGGACGGACGAUGGCACCGACCCCGCUGUGGCGCCCCAGAUGAUGGUGUGGCGCGCGCACCAACUUGAUUUCCGCGUGCGCGAAGUCUACGCUGCAUACAACGGCUUCAAGCGUUUCCUCUCUGGCGAGGGGGAGACAGACGGCGAGGUAUCCCUCGCGGACCAACUGAAAGACAAGGUGGACGUCCAAGACCUUCAGCUGAUGGGACACUCCUUCGGCGGCGCGACGAUCCUCCGCCUCCUCCAGACGGCGCCGCACGCCGAGCCACUGCCCAUCAAACGCGCCGUCCUCCUCGACCCGUGGAUGGAGCCUUUUGGCCGCGUCCUCCCAUCCUCGCCCGCGACCACCGCAGCUCCCGCCACGCAGAUCAUCAACAGCGAAGACUGGGCGAACAACAGCUUCUUCCCCGCCGAGAAAAAGGCAGCGCGGGAUCUCGGCGCUGCGCUCUGCUCCAUCGUCGGGCUCGGCCACCAGGGGUUCUCGGACUUUGGUCUCCUCAGCCUCAAGUCCAAGGCGCGCGAGUACCUCCAAACCAUACAUACCCUCACCAUGGCGAGACUGCGCGACCAGCCGUACCCGCUCGAAGGGGAGGAGGAUGGCGGCGAGCCGCGCCGAGUAGAGGGUCGACUUGCCGGCGAGCCUGGAGAUGUGAUCCGCCACUUUUAA